Zophobas morio is the source of this 1549-nucleotide messenger RNA. RefSeq names its product venom acid phosphatase Acph-1-like. Gene Ontology annotation, molecular function: phosphatase activity. The transcript is spliced from 6 exons. Gene Ontology annotation, biological process: dephosphorylation. NCBI's taxonomy places the organism in Eukaryota, Metazoa, Arthropoda, Insecta, Coleoptera, Tenebrionidae. The record is from RefSeq and is a predicted model, not a curated record. The coding region runs from base 275 to 1381 and encodes 368 amino acids.
UCAAACGCUAGUGCCAUUAUUGUACUAGUCAUAGUCAAUAUAAAUUGUUCUUAACCGCACUAUAAAUCUGAACAUAAAUAAUUGUGUAUCAAAUAGUGAAGCCGUGGAUUAACAUAUCUAUAAUGUUAUUCGCAUCCUCGUCAUAAACUUAGCAAGAAAAUUCCUCGAACUGACAUCGAUUAAAAAAAAAAUGUUAUAAUUAUAUCCCCCAGCGAAAAGUACUUUCUUCUAAACUGGUUCUUUCGCGCGAGCCACUUACAGUUGUAUCUUAGCAAUGUUUGGUCACCUUAGACAUCCAAAUUUCUUUAUAAUAAAUUUAAUAUUUCUUUAUUAUGUGAGAUUUACGAAUAGUUUAGAUUCGACUUUACAGUUGGUCCAUGUACUUUUUCGACACGGCGACAGAACAACGGAUACUUUAACUUUGUAUCCAAACGAUCCUCAUAUUAAUGAAACAUACUAUCCUUACGGUUUAGGCGAGUUGACUCUUAAAGGCAAACAACGAGAAUUCAGACUUGGCAAAUUAUUGAGAACAAGAUAUGAUAAAUUCUUAGGAGAAAUUUACACCCCAGAUAUAGUUGAAGCUUGGAGCUCAGAUAGAAAUAGAACAAAAAUGUCCCUCCAGUUAGUUUUAGCGGGGUUAUUUCCACCUAGUAAGGAACAAAUGUGGGAAACUGAUUUAAACUGGCAGCCAAUCCCUUUUCACACGAAUCCUUUAACGCAGGACAUGUUGUUUUUCGGUAUUCUUUGCCCCAGUUAUACACAAUACACUUCAGAAUAUGAAAAUUCGACUAAAAUACAACGACAAUUGCAACAGCAUUCCGAGGAUUUUAAAUAUAUUUCAGAAAAAAGUGGUUUAAACGCAAAAAGUUAUCAGGAUAUGUUUUUACUGUAUUCAUGUUUAACAACAGAACAAGAAUACGGUUUAAUUCUUCCAGAGUGGACGAAGAAUGUUUACCCGCAACCCCUCCAAGAUCUUACUAUUAAAGGAUAUCAGGCUGAAACUGCAACUACUGAAAUGAGAAGAAUCACUUCUGGAACUUUAUUGAAGAAAAUUGUUGAUAACAUCGAAGCCAAAGUUGAUAACCAAAUGCCGCUUAAAAACAGAAAAAUAUAUCUCUAUUCUGGACACGAAUUUAACAUUGCCCACUUAUUACAUACAUUGGAGGUGUUUGAACCGCAUAUACCACCAUAUGGAUCUUAUAUAUUAUUUGAGCUCCAUAAAAUUGACAACGUUACUGGGUUUAAAAUUUAUUAUCAAGAUUACAGUUCGGUUCAGCCGAAGUUGUUAAAGUUACCUGCAUGUGACGAAUUUUGUCCUCUGAAGAAAUUUGUUUCCUACGUGGAAGAAUACUUUCCAGAAAAAGACGCAUGCAAGUUGUGAACAUAAACUGCUUUAGGUUUUAUUUUUAAAAUGUAAAAACAACUUGUAUUUGUUUUGAAAGUUUUGCUGAGCUUGUGGAAUAUAUAGUGGGUCCAAUUUUCAUGUUCAUGCUUCGUUUUAAACAUCAUAGUUUAGAUGUUUCAAUAAAUCAUGUUAGAUAAAUUGACA